CUGCCCCUAUAAAAUACUCCACCACUACUCGGUACGUACCUGGAAAUUGUAAAGUUGGCGUGCCAAUAGCGCAUUUGUUCAUAGUUGGAGUACCAUCAAUCAUCAGCUUUCACAUCCUCACUCACUCUCUCUCUCUCUUGUUCACCAGAUCCCGAUCCAGAAGAAGCUAAGGGUAAAGUUUCUUGUCUAAGAAAGAGUCUGAGAAAUGGGGCGUGGUGUCAGCAGUGGCGGUGGACAGAGUUCUCUUGGCUACUUAUUUGGGAGUGGAGAGGCUCCAAAGACAGCUUCAAACAACCCACAACCUGCUCCUAGUGAGGGGCAAGCUGUUAAUAAUGGGCCUCCCUCCAAGACUGCUGCACCUUCUCAACCAGUAGAUGUAGCCAAGCAGAUUCCUGCGGGUAUAAAUAGCAAUGCUGCAGAUGGUCAGAACAGUGGAAAUUUUAUUACCGAUCGGCCCUCGACUAAGGUCCAUGCUGCCCCUGGAGGUGGGUCUUCUCUAGGUUACCUAUUCGGUGGUGGUGGCAACUGACAAUUGCGGUUCUACCGCAAUGGAAGUAUUGCCAAUCGAUUUUAUGAACUUGCAUUUUGGAAGGUUUAUUUUUUUUGGCUUUCAUGAAUUGGGAACUUGCUUUUUCAUGUAUUGUAAUAUCGAGGUGGGAUGGUGGUGGUUGUGGUUGAGAAUACUCAAUUCUCGAUUCAAGAACAUGUGUUGUGAAGCUUACUGUAUCAAUUGUAUCGAGUAACUUGGGGGUUGUUGACUAUUAAGUAUCAUCUUGCAAUA
Messenger RNA from Rhododendron vialii, 781 nucleotides. RefSeq names its product protein SPIRAL1-like 2. Gene Ontology annotation, cellular component: cortical microtubule, transverse to long axis. Gene Ontology annotation, biological process: cortical microtubule organization. The transcript has 3 exons. NCBI's taxonomy places the organism in Eukaryota, Viridiplantae, Streptophyta, Magnoliopsida, Ericales, Ericaceae. The record is from RefSeq and is a predicted model, not a curated record. The coding region runs from base 206 to 529 and encodes 107 amino acids.